Molecule: messenger RNA, 2847 nt
Organism: Monosiga brevicollis MX1
Lineage: Eukaryota; Choanoflagellata; Craspedida; Salpingoecidae
Exons: 10
Coding region: 220-2847 (875 amino acids)
Biological process (GO): tricarboxylic acid cycle; malate metabolic process
Cellular component (GO): mitochondrion; cytoplasm
Molecular function (GO): L-malate dehydrogenase (NAD+) activity
Source: RefSeq, a predicted model, not a curated record
GUUGGCCAUCGCUUUCUCCAAUAUAUCUCUGAUUUUGAGACCAGUGUUAAAAGACUCUCUGCAACUUUAUCCAUCCGACUGCCGUCCCUCUGACUUCCACUCCUAACCUUAGUCUGCCAUUUGUGUUGUAUUUUAUUAAAAAAAAAAACCGCGCGCUCGAACCGAGAGAGAGAGAGAGAGGUCGAGGACUCGACGCACACACACACGACACCGUUCAAGAUGAUGAUGGUCAAUGCUCUGCGUAGCGCUUCGGCGCAGUCGGCUGCCUCGACGGCGCUCCGUGCCAUGUCCACUGGCAGCAACGACAUGAAGGUGGCGGUGCUGGGUGGUGCUGGCGGUAUUGGCCAGCCCCUCUCCAUGCUCAUGAAGAUCUCCCACCCCCCGGCCCACGUCUCGGAGGUGGCCGUCUACGAUCUCGCCCAUGCCAAGGGUGUCGCCGCUGACCUCAGCCACAUUGAUACCCCCUCCAGCUGCCACGGUUACGUCGGCAACGAGGAGCUCGGCGCCGCGCUGACUGGCUCGAAGAUUGUCAUCAUCCCCGCUGGUGUGCCCCGCAAGCCCGGUAUGACCCGUGACGAUCUGUUCAACACCAACGCCUCGAUUGUCAAGUCGCUGGCCGAGGCCUGCGCCAAGUACUGCCCCGAGGCCUGCAUUGCCAUCAUCUCCAACCCCGUCAACAGCACGGUCCCCAUUGCCGCCGAGGCCCUGAAGAAGGCCGGUGUCUACGACCCCCGCAAGCUCUUUGGUGUCACCACCCUCGAUGUUGUGCGCGCCCGCACCUUUAUCGGCCAGAACAAGGGCUUUGACCCCCAGUCGAUCAACGUCCCCGUCAUUGGCGGCCACGCCGGUGGUACCAUCCUUCCCCUGCUCUCCCGUGUCGAGCCCUCUUGCUCCUUCUCCGAUGAGGACCGUGAUGCCCUCACGGACCGCAUCCAGAACGGCGGUACCGAGGUUGUCCAGGCCAAGGCCGGUGCCGGUUCGGCCACCCUCUCCAUGGCCUGGGCCGGUGCCCAGUUUGCCUUUUCCCUCAUCCGCGCCCUCAAGGGCGAGAAGGGCAUUGUCGAGUGCGCCAUGGUCGAGUCGGACGUGACCGAGUGCCAGUACUUCAGCACCCCCAUUGAGCUCGGCGUCAACGGCAUUGAGCGCAACCUCGGCCUGGGCGAGCUCAGCGACUACGAGAAGCACAAGCUCGACACCGAGGUCAUCCCCGAGCUCAAGGCCUCCAUCGAGAAGGGCAUCAACUCUUGGAUGGCGCAGGUGACUGGCGUAGAAUUGGGAGGAGGUGGAGGAGGAAGUGGAGGGGAGGAGCGGAGGGUUGACUGUGGGGACGAGCGGCCUCGCAGGGGGGUGAACACGAGGCGGGGGCUGCGGCUCGCGCGUAGCGGCCAACGGUUCGCGGCUCACCGUUUGGCUCACUCACUACCGAUCUGCCCGUCCCAGCUGGCCGUCUCGCAGUACCGAAACACCCUGCUGCAUAUUGCGGAAGCCUUUAUGCAGGACGUGAACCAGGUGCCGUACCCCGUCGACGUCGCCGAUCGACUGCUGGCCCAUGCCUAUCGACACCCUGCUAGUACGACUGCUGUGAGCACCGUUGCCAGCCUCGUCAACGCCCGCGACUCGCGCCUCGGUCGGAUGUUUGUGGAUGGCCUGGCCUCAAGCCUUCGUCAUGCGCUCGCAGGCCGCCAGUUUGAUCGGCUGGCCAACCUGCUGCUUCUGGCCGGUGACUGCUGCAACGCCUGCUCUUUGACCCCGGAAGCCCUCGUGUCCAUGGUCCUUGAUCUCCUGGAAGCCCUGGCCGCCAACGCCGACCUCCACCCUGCCGAUCGACUCGAGAUUUUGCUGGCCCUCGUCGAAUUGAUGGUCCUCUGCAGCCGCGACCUCAGCAAUCGGCUCAAUUUUCACCCCGCACCUCACCGCCACUGCAUCACCAACAGAACCUGUCCUGCUGCAGCCCCAGGAACAACAGACCUUCUGAUUGAGCCUGCAGGCAUUGCGGCCACGGCCCUGCACUGUCUCAAACACUUUGAACAGCAAUCUUGGCGUGAAACGCUCGUUCAUCGCCCCUACAUCCACUUUGCUGCUGAACUAUCUGAUGGCUACCAGCACGAGAUGGUGGUCAAGUGGGACGUCGAAUCAGCCGUCACCACAGGUCCUCGGCAAGAGUCUGGCUUUGACCUUCGAGCUGGCUUUCUUGACCUUGUCCUGCCCGAACACCUGCCCAAAGAGGUCGUGGUUCCUCCCCCAGGCACCGUUGAACGCUUCUUCAUCAAACGUCUCGUUCGUCGCAUCGUGGCCCAGUGUCGUGGCGAAGCCCGGACCGCCAUUGACGAGUUAAAGCAGCUCAUGCAUCUCUGCUACAGUCAUGACCUCACAGUCCCCGUCAUUGAAGCUCAGCUAUCCAGCUCGCCUGCGCCGCGACCUCAAGGCCGAGCAUCACAUUUAUACACAGCAAAGCCCGCCCAUUCGCGAGACUGCCCCACUUUCGGCCUGGUUUGCCGAAACCCUGACAAACGCAGAGGGCGAGGCAGAACCCCGUGGUCACCAGCUGAUAUCUCUCCUUGCGACCGCCUCACCGGCAGCCGUUUUCAACCGAUACUGGUAGCCUCGGCCAAUGAUGACGGCGCGCUCCCUGAUUCGUUGCGGGAUGCCCUCAGUGCCGCGCCCAUUGAAGGCCUGGAAGUAGCUACGCUCAACUUCAACUCGGCCAUCGCGUCGGCACUCUGGCGCAUGCUGCUGGCCUACAAACUAGUAUCCAUCCCGACCCUUGCGACUUAUGUCGUCGACGAAGUGCUUCUGGUGGACCCUUACAAGUUCGUUCAAGUGUCUAAGAGUUGGUGCAAGGGCUAA